This is a messenger RNA of Sorghum bicolor (sorghum), 1322 nucleotides long. RefSeq names its product probable RNA methyltransferase At5g51130. NCBI's taxonomy places the organism in Eukaryota, Viridiplantae, Streptophyta, Magnoliopsida, Poales, Poaceae. Gene Ontology annotation, molecular function: O-methyltransferase activity; snRNA binding; RNA methyltransferase activity. The coding region runs from base 106 to 1011 and encodes 301 amino acids. Gene Ontology annotation, biological process: snRNA modification. The transcript has 9 exons. The record is from RefSeq and is a predicted model, not a curated record.
GGGGUGAACUAAACAAGGCCUAUGUUAAAAAAAAAAACUCGUGCGUUCUGUCGCCCCCUCACGUUCUCCGACGACUGGUGCCGCGGCCAUGUGCUGAGGCCCUAGAUGGUCUCUUCGCCGGCGACGAGCACCCACCAGGUGUACACCCAUGUCCCUUUACUCGAUCCGCCCCUGCAAGCGGAGCAGCGAACAGGGAGAGGGAGGCGCAGUAGCAGCGGCGGCGGCGGCUGGCAGAAGCGGAAGAAGAAGGAGGUCUUCAUCUACGGCAACUACAAGAACUACUACGGCUACCGGAUUGACCGUAAUGUUGGUGAAGAUCCUCGCCUCGAGGCGUUCAAGAAACAGUGGUUUGAAAACAAGGAUUGUCUCGAUAUUGGAUGCAACCAGGGUUUGGUAACGAUUGGCUUAGCCAUGAAAUUUAAUUGUCGAAGUAUUCUUGGAGUUGAUAUUGAUUCAGGUUUGAUCGAGACUGCUAAGUGGAACCUACGAAGGAUAAUGCGGCAGGAUAAGGUGGCUACAAAAAACGUGAAAGCUCAGGAAUUGUCAGAUUCUCCUUCUCAGAGCUCUCCAGGAGAAGUGGCAUCUGAGUUAUCAAAUGGGAAUAGGCACCAAGAUCUUUUUAAAAUUGUCUCUUUUCGACGGGAAAAUUUUGUAGACAGUAUGGAUGGAUGUUCAGAACAGUAUGAAACCAUACUCUGUUUGAGUGUGACAAAAUGGAUCCACCUGAACUGGGGUGAUGAUGGCCUAGUUACUUUGUUUGUGAAGAUCUGGAGGCUUCUUAGACCGGGAGGUGUUUUUAUCAUGGAGCCUCAACCAUGGAGUUCAUAUAAGAAUAACAGAUUAGUUUCAGAGCUUGCCAAAGAGAACUUCAACACCAUCUGUAUAUACCCAGAGACAUUUCGGGAGAUUCUUCUAGACAAGAUUGGAUUUAGGUCGGUAGAGUUGAUUGCAGACAGAUUGGUGGGUACCGUCAGUGGUUUCAACCGCCCAAUAGAAGUUUACCACAAAUGAUGAUACUGGGUCAAGGAUUGUCACAUCCCUGCCCAAGUGCAUACUCCCUGACCAAAUGGAUUAUGUUGAGCUUUGAAAUGCUCGCUGACUGACUGGGUACAACAAUGAAGGCCUUGCAUUUGCAAAGGAGAGUAUCAGAUGUCAAAGAUCAAGAUGGAAGAGUGGUGGUAGGAUGUUGUGUUCUCUAGAUGGAAGUGUUGGGAAUUUUGACAAAUGGUUUUGUUCUUGUAUAAAAAUGGAUAAUGGACACCACCGUACCCUGAAAGGGAAAAGGAGGCUUUCAUGAAUAUCAAUUUUGCCUGCUAUGAACA